This is a messenger RNA of Elgaria multicarinata webbii, 1969 nucleotides long. RefSeq names its product MDM2 proto-oncogene (gene MDM2). Bases 366 to 1787 code for a protein of 473 amino acids. The record is from RefSeq and is a predicted model, not a curated record. Gene Ontology annotation, molecular function: identical protein binding; ubiquitin protein ligase activity; p53 binding. Gene Ontology annotation, biological process: regulation of cell cycle; negative regulation of apoptotic process; cell cycle. The transcript has 11 exons. NCBI's taxonomy places the organism in Eukaryota, Metazoa, Chordata, Lepidosauria, Squamata, Anguidae. Gene Ontology annotation, cellular component: nucleus.
CCGGAGUUGGAGGACUGGUCGGGGUCUUUUUCUGGCUUCUCGGGAACCCGCCGUGGUAGAAACCGGCAGAGCGUUAGGCGGAGCAAAAGGCGCUGCGCCGCCGAAGACCGUGGAGGGGCUCGUCGCUCUCCUCGUCCCUCCCAGCGCCGCGCCCCGCUGUUGACUCAGCGUCGGUUGCCGUGUCUCCGUGGGUCAUGUUCGGACAUGUUAGGACGCGGUUAGCGGUGGAGUUAAGCCCUGACUUGCCCGUGGACGAACUCGCGGCCAGACAGGCGACACUAUUUAUACUCGGGCCCCGCCAAGUUUCGAGGCGGACCAGCAUUUAGCUCACUGCUUCCGGAGGUGCCGGUUUCCACGGCAGGCAAAUGUGCAAUACUGAAAUGGCUUCUACUACCGAGCAGUCGGCUGCGGGUACCUCUGGCAUCAGCCGUACGGAUCAAAAAGGGCUGGUUAAACCCAAGCCAUUGCUGUUAAAGCUUUUAAAGUUUGCUGGUGCUCAAAAGGAUACUUUUACUAUGAAGGAGAUACUAUUUUAUAUUGGUCAAUAUAUUAUGACGAAACAUCUAUAUGAUGAAAAGCAGCAGCAUAUGGUCCACUGUGCAAAUGAUCUUCUGGGUGAUCUUUUUGGAGUGCAGAGUUUUUCUGUAAAAGAGCACAGGCAAUUAUAUUUGAUGAUUUCCAAAAACCUGAUUACAGCCCGUCAGCAAGACUCUAAUAAUGUUAACACAUCUGUGAAUCAGUCCAAGGGCCAACUAGAAAAUGGAAAUACUUUAAAGGAAGCAGUGCAAGAAUCAAGUGAAGCAACUACUUCUAGGAGGAGAGCACACAGUGAAACCGAAGAAAAUGUUUCAGAAGACGUGAAUGAUGAAAGACAGAGAAAACGGCAUAAAUCAGACAGCAUUUCCCUGACAUUUGAUGAAAGUCUUUCAUGGUGUGUAGUAAACGGUUUAUAUUGCGACCGAAGCAACAGCAGCACUUCCGCAGGCUCUCCAUCAAGUCCAGAUCAUAAUGCCAGCUCGUUAAGUGAAAACUCAGACUGGUUAGAUGAUGAUUCAGUUUCGGAUCAAUUCAGUGUUGAGUUCGAAGUUGAAUCUAUCUAUUCUGAAGACUAUGGUGCUAACGAAGAAGGACUAGAGCUUACAGAUGAGGAUGAUGAGAUAUAUCAAGUAACUAUAUAUCAGACUGAAGACAGUGAUAUGGAUUCAUUUGACGAUGAUCCUGAAAUUUCAGUAGCUGAUUAUUGGAAAUGCUCAAACUGCAACGAAAUGAACCCUCCUCUUCCACGCCAUUGCCCCAGAUGCUGGGCUCUUCGGGAGGACUGGCUCCCUGAUGAGAAGACGGAGAAGUCUAAAAAGACCAAACUUGAAAAUGCCACGCCACUUGAUCCUGAGGAGGGCUUUGAUGUUCCUGACUGUAAGAAAGGGAAAUUAAAUGAAGGUAAAGAAGCAGAGGACAAAGAACAAUGCUCUGAAUCUCAGGAAAGUGGGGUAUAUUCUCAACCUUCUACAUCUAGCAGUUUGCUUUGCAGCAGCCAAGAAGAAUGUAGAGAAUCAGGGAAGGAGGAGACUGAAGUCAAAGAAGAAAGCCUAGAAUCCAGUUUACCUCUCUCCAGUGUCGAGCCCUGUGUCAUAUGCCAAACCCGGCCUAAAAACGGUUGCAUAAUACAUGGAAGGACAGGACACCUCAUGUCAUGUUUCCCAUGUGCAAAAAAACUGAAGAAGCGGAACAAGCCCUGUCCGGUCUGCAGGCAACCAAUUGAGAUGAUCAUACUAACUUAUUUUUGCUAACUGGAGUCCAAGCAGAAUUGUUCUCUGGAUUUCUAUAGACUGAUACAAAAUGAAAUAUUUUGAAUGUUUACUGGUGUUUAUAGUUCUGAAAAAAGUCUUUUAAUGCAAACAUUGCACUAUAAUUGAUGAGUAGUCAUAAUGUUUUCAAAGUCCCUUUUGGUUGAUCCAAACAGGUAUAUCUA